AUGGCUGCCGGUAUGAGCCUUUCCGUCUCAACAGACGCCAAAACCUUGAAGGAAAUCGCCGAGACCUUUACCAAGGUUACCGGCAAUAAGGCCGCUCACCAAGAUGUGCCUUUCGAGGAGUACGCAAAGAUGGCCGAACCCUACCUGGGUGCCUAUGUCAAAUGGUCCUUUGGCCCAGACGCUCCUUGCGACGACUCGGUUAUGACCUGGUCUGCAAACUUCUCGGCCUCGUGGAACUACUGGGGCGAGGGGAAACAUACGAGAGGAUACCGAACUUCUCGAUCGCAUUCACUCCGGGCGUAUCAAGAGCCUAGAGGAGUGGAUGAGGCUAAACAAGUACGACGGCAAGCACAAGCGUGUGCUGAAGAUGAAUGA
Molecule: messenger RNA, 375 nt
Organism: Colletotrichum destructivum
Lineage: Eukaryota; Fungi; Ascomycota; Sordariomycetes; Glomerellales; Glomerellaceae
Product: Putative NAD(P)-binding domain superfamily
Exons: 1
Coding region: 1-375 (124 amino acids)
Source: RefSeq, a predicted model, not a curated record